Fonsecaea erecta is the source of this 1176-nucleotide messenger RNA. RefSeq lists its product as hypothetical. Bases 1 to 1176 code for a protein of 391 amino acids. The record is from RefSeq and is a predicted model, not a curated record. Gene Ontology annotation, molecular function: protein binding. NCBI's taxonomy places the organism in Eukaryota, Fungi, Ascomycota, Eurotiomycetes, Chaetothyriales, Herpotrichiellaceae. The transcript has 2 exons.
AUGACGGAACGAGACCGGGAUCAGAAUCCUGCCCCUCCAAACAAUUCGCAGCCUGAAGUGGACGGCAACGACGAAGACAAACACGCCCACAUCGAACUUCCGUCCCCCGAGUCUACAAAGCAUCAGUCUCCUUCCACGGCGCCUCUCGUCAACAGCAAUGGCUGGGAUGGCAAACUGCGCAUGCCUCCUCGCAACGCCGUCUUGACCAACCCCGAAAUCCUCUCCGAUCCCGACUACUCAGACCCAGAUGCCCCUCCGGUCGAUCAGAUCGAAGCCGACGAGGACCUGUUGGAUGACUACCCUCUCGACUCUGAGGAUGUCGACCUGGUACAUUGCCGCAUAACUUCCAUCCCUGCCCUCAAACUCGAGCGUUUUGCGCAACUGAAAAGACUGUGCCUGCGUCAGAAUGCCAUUACUUCCAUCCUGCUGCCCGAGAACUUGGGAGAGACACUGGAAGAGUUGGACCUGUACGACAAUCUCAUCUCGCACCUCAAAGGUCUCGAAGACAUGAAAUGCCUCAAAUCCUUGGACUUGUCUUUCAAUAAGAUCAAGCACAUCAAACACGUCAACCACCUUCACACACUGACGGAGUUAUACUUCGUCCAGAACCGCAUUUCCAAGAUCGAAAACCUCGAGGGGCUUUCGAACUUGACCAUGAUCGAGCUGGCUGCGAAUCGCCUGCGUGAGAUCGAAAACCUGGACACCCUAACUCAGUUACAGCAACUCUGGCUGGGCAAGAACAAGAUCACCGAGAUCCGGAACCUGUCUCCUCUCCAAAACCUGAAGCUGCUCGACCUGAAAUCCAACCGUCUUACAUCAAUAGGCGGGCUCUCUGACCUGUCAAACCUAGAGGAACUCUACGUGUCUCACAACGCCAUUACCUCCAUCCCGGCGGAUGCCUUGUCCAACAACAAAAAGCUGCGCAUUCUAGACAUCUCCAAUAACCAAAUCUCGCACCUCGAGAACAUUUCCCACCUGACAGAACUGGAAGAAUUGUGGGCGAGUUCCAACCAACUGAGCGACUUCCGCGAGGUCGAGAACGAGCUGCGGGACAAGGAGAAUCUGGAGACGGUAUACUUCGAAAUGAACCCCUUACAACUGCAGGGGCCGGCGGUAUAUAGGAACAAAGUGAGGUUAGCCUUGCCGCAGGUGAAGCAGAUUGAUGCUACGUGCUGA